AUGGCUCCGAAACCGCCUUGGAAUAAAAAGACAACACUGCACACAAAUGUACAGAAAGCUACAGCUGCCCGCGAAGCCGCUUCACCGGCUAUCAACUAUGGCGAGGUGCAGGAUGAGGAGAUCGCCGUCCUGGAGGCUAUCUACAUGGACGACUAUGAGGAAGUGGCCGUGAAGACUGCCUGGAGCAAGACGACGGACAGAAGCUUCAAGCUGAAGAUCAGACCUGGCUCUGAUAUAGCGCAGCCCGAGGAGUAUGUGACUUUGACUGUCCAGCUGACAGCAACAUAUCCCAAGUCGGCACCGAUCCUGGACGUGCAAGGACUGGAUAAGUUCCAUGACCGCACACAACAGAGGAUACAGAAUGUGCUUCGUCUCCGGCCAAAGCAGAUGAUCGGCGAAGUCAUGAUUCAUGCUAUAGCCACUGAGAUUCAGGAUGCACUAGAGGAUGCCAUCAAUUCUCGAGCGCAGGGUGUGCUACCAAGCCUUGAUGAAGAGCGUGCCAGCGCUGAGGAAGUGGCGAUAGGUCUCGCAAAAGAGGCCGAAGAAGCAGAGGCUCGUCGUCAGCAGGAAGAGCAAGAGGAGGAAGAUCGCGUACUGAAGCAGAUGGUCAGUAAAGAGCUUACUCGACAAGAGAAGCGUAAGUCGAUCAAACCAUCCAAGGAUGCCUCGAGCCAGGCACACGAAGUGACCUCUGCCGAGACUGUCGUCUUCGAUCAGCAUGGUAGAGUCAAGGUGGGUAACGAUCCAGAGUCAUUCGCUGAGGUGACGAUCAUCAACUUGAUAUCUUCUACAUCCCGUACUAGCACCUUCGAGGGCAUCCCUGUCAUCUCUGGGGUUUCGAGGCCUCCCAAGGUCGCCAUAGUCCGUAGGAAGGUGGAGCGACCACGAAGCGAGAUCUUCCAGCUGGAGGCCGCGCUCGAAACUGCUCGCAAGCUCGAUCAUGUGUCCCUAGUGGCUCUGCUGGCUUUCAGAGUCGAUAAGAUUAACAAUCACAACUCGGAGCUCGUCCUUUGCCAAGACUGGGUCGACGGUAAAUCGCUGUUUCACAUGCUGAGCUUGUCGGGCAUGCCCUUUGGAGUCAGCAAGGCGAAGCAAUACACGACUCAGCUUUUGGAGGGACUCGACUUUGUACACAGCAAUGGUCUGGUCCAUGGCGGCAUCAACGCGCAUAUUAUCUUCUUUUCCAGUACACCGACUCUGGCGCCGAAGCUAGCAGACUUUGGAUAUGCGGCUUUUCUCAGCCAUGGAGACGAGAGUAUUCCGAUGAAGUGGCGCUUUCCCGAUUCUGGCUCUGUCUCAACGUCUACUCAGCGACAACGGGACAUCUGGGACCUCGGAAUCGUGAUAGUGCAGAUGUUGCUUGGACUGGAUGCUCUGAUCGAUUUCACAUCACCUGCCUCGCUCAUCUCCAGGCUGGACCUUUCUGAAGCGCUUGAAGACUUUCUGAACAAGGUCUUCACGGACAAGAAACGAUCAUCAUGUUUCGAUCUUCUACCAGCAGAGUUCCUACGUACUGACACCCCAAUACUACAAGAAAUGGCAGCACCCCCGCUUCGUGGGCACCGGACAAGAAAGUCUAGCUCUGGGUUCUCAAGUCCGUACCGGCGGUCGCGACAUAACUCAUCGAACGUCCACGAGCCUUAUUCGAGAUACGCCAACGACUUCACUGAUCUCGGGCGUCUUGGUAAGGGUGGCUUUGGAGAGGUUGUCAAAGCUCGGAACAAGCUUGAUGGCGGUGUUUAUGCUGUCAAGAAGAUUCGUCAGAUGCCGCAUCUUCUCGAACAAGUUCUGAAGGAAGUAGUGCUAUUGAAUCGACUAAACCACCCAUACGUAGUUCGUUACUACUCGACCUGGGUUGAGAACGAUCUGCAGGACACUUUGGUGGAGGAUGCCAUCUCAAGUACAGAGGACACACUCUCUGAGGGACCCAACAUUGACUUUGGCUACCCGAGUACUGGUGGUCUCGACUUCGUCAGCUCCAGCGGCUACCAAGGCAUUGAGUUCGGCGACGAUGACGAUGACGAUGAUGCUUCUGCCAGCGACGAUGACCCAUUUGAACGUGGAAGUGCUGUCACCGGCAAUGGUAAUUCUACUGCUGAGUCGGAAGAGACCUCUCAGGCCGAAAACCUGAGGCUUAACAAGACUCGCUCUGACUCCCGCAGAAAUUUGAUGUCAACACUGUACAUUCAGAUGGAGCUGUGCGACCGGCGCUCUCUUCGUGACCUGAUUCGAAAGGGGUUGAGCGAUGAUGAAGCAUGGCGUCUGCUACGACAGAUCACGGAAGGCCUCUCCCACGUGCAUGAGCAUCACAUCAUCCAUCGUGACCUGAAACCAGAUAACGUUUUCAUAGAUGCUGCGGGUAACCCAAAGCUUGGAGACUUCGGGCUCGCUACGCCAGGACAGCAGUUCGCAGUGGAAAAGCCGAGCGGCUCUAAGGGACAAGGUAGUGUUGAUAUGACGAGGAGCAUAGGCACUGCGAUGUACGUCGCCCCAGAGCUUCAAUCGAGUUCGGGGACGAACUACGAUUCGAAAGUCGACAUGUUCUCGCUGGGUAUCAUGUUCUUCGAAAUGUGCCAAGCGUUCAGCACGGCUAUGGAGAGAAUCAACGAGCUCAUUCGCAUCCGACAAAAGGAGCACGAUCUCCCAUCCGCAUUUCAGAUCACCGGCGAGAAAUCCACACAAGGUCGACUUAUCAAUCGACUCAUUUCGCACAAGCCCAGUGAGCGACCGAAGGCAUCAGAGCUAUUGCACAGUGACAUGCUGCCCCUUAAGGUCGAAGACGAGACCAUCCGCCAAGCAUUGCUGGGAUUGAAAGACGAGCGAUCGCCAUACCAUCAACAGCUCAUGUCAGCGCUGUUCGCGCACGACUCUGCGAGUUCGCAGAGAGUUAAGGCCAGAGCAUGGGAAGAGAAAGCGCCCACAACAGCAGAAGACGCAAACCGCGUUCGGCUGAGGAACAUUGCUCGAUUAUCCUUGGAGAACGUGUUCAGGAGGUAUGGUGCCGAAGAAAGCCGUCGAGAUAGCAUCUUCCCAAGGUCCGGCAUCUAUGCUGCAGCAAAUGUGGUCCAGCUACUCGAUUCUUCUGGCAACCUCCUGCAGCUACCAUUUGACAUGACUUUGCCGUAUGCCCAACAACUAGCACGUCAACCAGCGAGCAUACGAUGUAACUUCACCUUUGGCGGCGCCUUCCGGGACAGCUUCACUGGUGGCCCUCCGCGUGUAAGUGAAGAAGUCGACUUCGAUAUAGUCAACGUCGGCAAAGAUGAAGACAUUGCAGCAAACGAUGCAGAGAUCGUCAAAGUCAUGGACGACAUCAUCUUGGAUCUCCCAACGUUCGACUCCGUCCCUGGAAUAGUACUGCACCUUAACCAUGGAAAGCUACUUGACGCCAUACUUGACCACUGCAGAGUGCCAAUUGCCCUUCAACACGUGGUUAAGGAGGCUCUGAGCAAAUUAGGAGUCCACCAGAUAACCUGGGCAAAGUUGCGCCCUGAGUUGCGCACAAUUGGCUUAUCAGACACCACCUUGGAUGACCUGCAGCAGUUUGACUGGCGCGCGGCGCCUGAGCAAGCCAUGAACAGGCUCAAAUCAUUGCUCGAGGCCACCACAUCUCGCAUUCAGGCAAAGAGUGACGAAGCUACACAGCACCUUCGCCGUAUCUUGGCAUAUCUGAAAACGUUUGGCAUCAUCCGGAAGCUCUACAUCGCGCCAUUAAGCGCUGUCAAUGCCAAGUUCUACGAGAGUGGCAUGCUUCUGCAGUGUCUGCUCGAGCGGAAGAAGAACUCAGUGGUGCUUGCUGCAGGCGGUCGAUAUGACAGUCUCGUGCGUGCCCAUCGUGUGAGCGAGACCAGCAGCGUUCGUCAAGGCGCCGUAGGUCUUUGCAUCGGUAUCGACACCAUCGUGGCUCACAUGAUGAAGGUUUGCGCCCCUGGCUCGAAAAGCACGUUUCUGAAAGAUCCUGGUCAGAACAACCAACUGGCCAAGCGCUGUGAUGUCUGCGUCGUGGCUGAAGGUACAGAUCAGCUCCGAGACGCAGGCAGAAGGCUGGUAUUCAGUCUACGGGCCAACUUUGUCAGUGCUGAACUGUACCAUCCAUCAUUCCCAGACCAGAACUGCAACUUCAUCGUCAGUAUGAGACACGAAACAUCACCCACAGUCCGCGUCAGCAGCACGACAAGUACGGGCGAAGACACCGACGUAGCCAUCAACUUCCUCAUCCCACACAUCCAACAAGAACUCCGCGAACAAGCCAACAGCAAAGCCCGCCGCCCUCUCCUACGACACCACUCCAGCCACCAAGACAGCGACCGCAAAGGCAACAACGUCCAAGUCCUCAUGGCGCGCCACGGUAGCAAGAAAUCCAACAAAUACGGCAUCGUCGAAUCGGUCGAGCAGAAUUGGUCGGAUAAGCUGGAGAAAUUGAAGAGUGUGCCGAAGCUGGCGAUUGAGACGAGGGAUGAGGUUUUGGACCUGAUCAAGAAGACGAGAUUGUCGGAUGGCGAGAGUUGGAGGAAGUGUAUUCAGAGCGUGCAGCUGAGUGAGAGGCAGUAUGUGCAGCAGGUGCAGGAGAUGUUGGAGGCUUGGCGCAAGACGUGGGAGGGUGGGGAGGGGGUGGAGGAGGUUUGUGUGAGUAAUUUUAGGACGGGGAAUUGUGUUUACUAUGACUUGGGUCAGUAG
Messenger RNA from Fulvia fulva, 4677 nucleotides. RefSeq names its product eIF-2-alpha kinase GCN2. Gene Ontology annotation, cellular component: cytosol. NCBI's taxonomy places the organism in Eukaryota, Fungi, Ascomycota, Dothideomycetes, Mycosphaerellales, Mycosphaerellaceae. The coding region runs from base 1 to 4677 and encodes 1558 amino acids. Gene Ontology annotation, molecular function: protein binding; eukaryotic translation initiation factor 2alpha kinase activity; ATP binding. The transcript has 3 exons. Gene Ontology annotation, biological process: DNA damage checkpoint signaling; regulation of translational initiation by eIF2 alpha phosphorylation. The record is from RefSeq and is a predicted model, not a curated record.